Messenger RNA from Anneissia japonica, 2091 nucleotides. RefSeq names its product monocarboxylate transporter 13-like. Gene Ontology annotation, biological process: transmembrane transport; monocarboxylic acid transport. The transcript is spliced from 7 exons. The coding region runs from base 382 to 1866 and encodes 494 amino acids. Gene Ontology annotation, molecular function: monocarboxylic acid transmembrane transporter activity. The record is from RefSeq and is a predicted model, not a curated record. NCBI's taxonomy places the organism in Eukaryota, Metazoa, Echinodermata, Crinoidea, Comatulida, Comatulidae.
AGGUUGCAUAACGGUACAUGGGUAAUACAGACAAAAUACUGUAGUGCACUGUGAAUGAACCGAUGGCGACGUACUAUGCGUACGUAUAGUAGUUAGUAGUACACUCAUCCAUAUGGCAAGAAGGAGGAACUGCUUCGCGUUGCAUUCAUUGAUCAGACGGACAAUGUAAUAACAGCAAUAAGUAUUAAUCAAUCGUAGCGGCUUGCUCUCAUAGAAUCUACCUCGAUGGAACCCAGGUGAGUGGAAUGGUCUCUUGUUGAGGUUGGUAUAACAAUGCCAAGCGUAUCGUUUUGGUGGUGGUAGUUCCAAACGGUCUUGUUGAAGGCUCUUUCUAAUUUUGUACUUGAAAAAGUGAAGAUUAUCUGUACAUUUCUGCAUAGAAUGACUUCGUAUUUUGAAGACUCCAAACCACACAUCAGAAUGUCAGCUCUGCAGCCACUGAUUCAUGAAGACGAAUUUAGAGUAAAGAUGCACAAAGUAGAAAGGCGCCCUCAAUACCUACAUCAACCGCCUGAUGGUGGAUGGGGCUGGGUCGUAAUAUGCGGGUCGUUUAUGUGUAUGUAUAUAUCGUUUGGAAUUCCGAGGACUCUGGGGAUAUUUGUAACGCCACUUGUUGAUAAUUUUGAAAGCAAUACAGGGACAAUUGGUUGGAUAGUGUCAAUGCCAAUGACUCUCCUCCUAACAACCGGUCCCAUUGCGGGUGCUCUUUGCAAAAAGUACGGCUGCAGACCGAUGGGAAUUUUAGGGGGUGUGUUAGCAGGGAGUGGAUUUUUAAUCGCUUAUAGCGCCAACAACGUCUUCUUUCUGGCUAUUGGUCUAGGCAUACUUCCAGGCAUGGGUUUCGGAUUAGCUUCAACAGCGAGUGUCGUUAUCAUAAGCCGAUAUUUUGAAAAUCUGUUUGUCUUAGCAAAUGGUAUAAUCUACCUAGGUGGACCAAUUGGUUACCUUUCUUUACCUCCUAUAACACAGUUAUUUUUGCAAAUGUAUGAAUGGAGGGGAGCUGCAUUGAUAUUAUCUGGUGUUACUCUACAUAUAGCUGUCGGUGGCGCUCUAAUGAGACCACUUCAUCUCGCAAGAGAUCUCAAAGAAAUAAAUCUUCAUGAAGAUGACGAAAAUGAUAAGUCAUAUAUACAUGACGGACAAUCGUUCAAUUGUGAAAAUAAAAACCAUAAAAUUAAAAAACUAUCAAAAAGCAAACGUGUAAGAAGCAUUUUUCGAGGUUUUGUGAGACAUUUAGAAUUGCGACUGUUUUGUGAAAACACAAUGUUCACGAUACUUUUACCAGUGAUAUUAUUAAGUGGUUUUGCCUAUGAAGCCUGGUUAAUUUACGUCACUCCACAAGCCGAAGAGUUACAGAUAUCAGCCACUAUGUCGGCAAUUCUUCUAUCAUCAACUGGUGUCGGUGCUAUUACCGGUCGUCUUUCUCAAAUCGCUAUCUUACAUUGGAAAAUUAUGUCGUCUUAUACUCUUUUGGGAUUUGGAACCGUAGUUGCUUGGCUUUCAUUGAUGAUGGACCCACUUUUUCAAGAUUUUGUUGGUCUUCUUACGUUUUCGAUAACAUAUGGUUUAGCAACCGGUAUCAUGAUGCCUCUUGGCCCGGUUCUUGUUCGGGAUUAUGUCGGUAUGAACAAACUUCCAGCCGCUUUAGGAUGGUUCAACCUUGUACGUGGUACUGGGGCUUUACUGGGUGGCUCUAUAACAGGCGUACUUCAUGAUUAUUAUGGUGGCUAUUACAAACCGUUUAUUGUCGUAGGAAUGGUACAGUUUAUGGCUGUCCUAAUGCUCUUUUUUAAACCAUGUAUUCAACUGUGUGUGGAAGGAAAAGCAAGAUGGAGGACGGAAAAAGAACGAGAAUUAGCACCGUGAACAUUUAUAUUAUGUAUGAAUACUCACUAACUUCAAGCAAUGUCACUUUCGAAAGAUGGGGUUGUUACAGAUCAUCAAGAAUGAAACUGAACGCAAUUAUUUGGAAGUUGUCAUGGCAAUUAUAACUUGUUAACACUUUCCACAACACAAUAUCGCUUUCGUUACCUGGGUGGUCAAUUUCAUAAAGACAGAUUGUGUUAUAAGAAUAAAAGAAAAAAGUAUAUA